Fonsecaea erecta is the source of this 996-nucleotide messenger RNA. RefSeq lists its product as hypothetical. The coding region runs from base 1 to 996 and encodes 331 amino acids. Lineage: Eukaryota; Fungi; Ascomycota; Eurotiomycetes; Chaetothyriales; Herpotrichiellaceae. The transcript is spliced from 3 exons. The record is from RefSeq and is a predicted model, not a curated record.
AUGGCAGACGGAGCGUGCAGUUGGUCAAGGGUGCCUCCCAACGUCGUUGUCGAUAUCGACGCUGAAGAGGAUGCCGACGGGGACGACGCUCGCAGUUGUGAAGUCCACCAGCCGGGAUGGCAAGACGUAUUCAAUAUCACCGCACAGUCCGCCACGCUGCAACUGGACGCUGGCACGAUCUCAGGCAGACACGACUCCCUCCGAACCAGAUAUCGCACAGGCUCUUCUCACCGAUCAAACAGCCGUGAACAGUCUCAAUGGCUUGGUUGCGGAUCACUCAUGAUUACUCGAGAUCGCGACGCUUAUUGGCAUUACCGGCUCGAUCGGAAUGCAGAUGCCCGGAAGGUGUGGGAAGAAAGUAUGCCCAAGAUUGCUCAUGAGCACCAAGAUCUUGAGAAGUCUAUCGCCGAAUCGGAGGACGAGCACGAUGAAGAGUUCUUCGAUGCGAUCGACGAAGGUAAGGUUGAGAGCACAUGGAAAUCGAGCCCGCUUAUGCCGGAGACGAAGGGGGAGUUCGCGAGCGACGGAAACUGGAUGCUGACAAUUGUCCAAAGAUUUCACCUCGGUCGUAUUCUCAAGUCUGUGAGAGGCAAAGACAUGACCACGAUGGCUCUGUCGGUUUCUUCCAAUGGAUCAACCUAUCUGCUCCAGCGUGUCGCUGAAGACAUGGAAUAUGCCGGUCUCCUUGAGCCGGAGCAAACCCGCUGUGGAUGGGUGGGUGGAUGGGCGUCAUCACGCCAGAGCAUGCUAUGCGGCAUUCCGGUGAACUGCGAUCGAAAGAGCACGACCCACUGCACGGUGUGCCUGGGAGAGCGUGUUUCAGGUCUGUCGCUGGCUGGAUUGAGUCGUCUCGUCUGCCUCUCCGAAUCCCGUCCAGCGAACGUGGAACUCGGUUCGGCCGUGCCCGCGACGUUCUCGCAACACUUCUUGCACUUCCCACUCUUCCUCACCUUCGAUAUUGACAGGUUCGGACACGCUCGCGCCAGGACGCAGUGA